ACACCGUUCGCUGCGCCGGGGAACCGAGAGAUGGAACGCAAAAGGGACGAGCCUUUUGGCAAGACACUUCUCACUUCAAUAUUGGGCCCGGAACGUGGGGGUGAAGGACAUUAUGAGAGCCGCUUCAAGGGCAAGUGGGUUCAGCUGAGCAAUCCGGAUCGAGCGCGUCCGAAGCCUGCCGAGGGAAGUAAUGCAGAUCGAAAGACAAGACGGAGAGACCAACGCUUGGUCAAGCGUGCUAGGCAGAUGGAGACACGCAACACGCAUCAGAGAUUCACAGACUCCCGCGACGCAGGGAAGGUCAACAGUAACGAGCCCACUACCUCGAAGAUAGCGGACAGAGAGGGGGAGCGCGACGAAGACGACGGUAAGCCCUUGAGCAGGAGGAAACGGAAGCAAAUGGGCCUUGAAGGCAAGGUCGACCAGCAUACCAGCUACGAAUCCUUUUUACCUAUUCAUCAGCUCUGGCUGUCCUACAUGCACCGCCUCCUACACCUCAUCGAGCUUGAUGGCUCCCCCAACGUCCAGCUCUUCUCGCUCUCGGAUGACCAAAGCAUCUUCAUGCAACCGCAUCAGGUCUCAGCUGUACAGGCCACGCUGACGAAAGCAGACCUGUGCGGCGCGCCCAUUGUCGUUUCCCGCGCCUCAAAUCCCGCCUUGGUCGGGCUCGAAGGUCUCACAGUCCAAGAGACUGAAGGGACAUUCGUGAUUGUCAAUCGCAAGAAUCAAAUAAAGACCAUCCCUAAGCAAGGGUCCAUCUUCAUACUCCAAGUGAAGCUACCAGACACACUCGUUGAGGCGCUGCGAAAGCGCUCUUCCACACCAUCUGCUUCGCCCUCGGGCGCCGAUACAUUGCAAGUACCGCUCUUUGGCAAUCAGCUUACGAACAAUGUGCAGACAAGAGCAACGAAGAAGUACAAACAGAGGCGAACCAUUGACCUGUAGCAUAGUAUAUCCUCAUCAAUUCAUCAGCCUAGGCAC
Acaromyces ingoldii is the source of this 981-nucleotide messenger RNA. RefSeq lists its product as hypothetical. Bases 31 to 945 code for a protein of 304 amino acids. Gene Ontology annotation, cellular component: ribonuclease P complex; ribonuclease MRP complex. NCBI's taxonomy places the organism in Eukaryota, Fungi, Basidiomycota, Exobasidiomycetes, Exobasidiales, Cryptobasidiaceae. The transcript has 3 exons. Gene Ontology annotation, biological process: rRNA processing; tRNA 5'-leader removal. Gene Ontology annotation, molecular function: ribonuclease P RNA binding. The record is from RefSeq and is a predicted model, not a curated record.